Stylophora pistillata is the source of this 4732-nucleotide messenger RNA. Its product is annotated as sushi, von Willebrand factor type A, EGF and pentraxin domain-containing protein 1-like. NCBI's taxonomy places the organism in Eukaryota, Metazoa, Cnidaria, Anthozoa, Scleractinia, Pocilloporidae. The record is from RefSeq and is a predicted model, not a curated record. Gene Ontology annotation, molecular function: calcium ion binding.
CCUACCCCACUAGCUGUGAGCUGAGAUGUCCACCUGGUUAUCAUGUCAAUUAUCUUCCAACAUCAAUUUUGUCUGACUCAAGAUCCUGCUUGUUGAAUGGGACCUGGACGUACAGGGCAAUUACCCCGACAUGCUUAGAUUUUCAACCUCCUUCAUUUGGCAACAGCUGCCCGCUAGUUUUGGACUUUGACAACGACCCAGGAAAAAGCGUAGCCACAGUAACCUGGAACGUAAGUUGGACCGACAAUUCUUUAAUAGCGGACGAGUCAGGAAUAACCGUGGACAUGUUCACUGUGGUCUUGACGAUUAACGACAAGAACGUAGACACAACUCUCCCUAAGUUGAUCGGUAUCGGUACAAACAGUGUGAAGUAUGUAGUCACAGAUCCCGCAGGAAACUCCGGUUCGUGCUCCUUUACCGUUACUGUUGCAGAUACUGAGGCACCAACGUGUGGUUUCUGCCCGCCCGACAUCAACGUAGACAACGCUACCGAAAUCGAAAUCAGGGUUAAUUGGGACAGGCCCAAUUGUACGGAUAACUCUGGCAAUCCGCCGAACAUCUAUUCUAACAGACAAUCUGGUGAUCUUUUUGCUGUGCCAAGUACCAGCGAAGUUAUUUACACCGUAGACGAUGGCACGAACGUGAACAAAAACUGCUCAUUCAGAAUAACCCUCAAGAAGAAGACCUGCCCUUUGUAUGCGCCUCCGAAGAAUGGUGCUUUGAGCUGUACCGUAUUUGGAUCGGAUCGUUCGUGUAGCGUGCAGUGUCAAAAUGGAUUUGAUUUUGUUUUCAACCCGCCUCUCCUUUACUACUGUUCAGCUGGAGAAUGGAAAUUUUUUGGUUCUCAAAGUUAUACACAAGAUCUGCCCUGGCCCGAUUGUGCAGUGACUGCGAAUCCUUCUUUUGUAAAACUGAUUGGUGCCCCCGGGUUCUUUUACAAUGGAGACUGCAAUGACCCCAAUGUGCAAGAUGAGAUAAAAACAGAUUUCCUUACACUUCUAAAUUCCCAAUUUAUUCCCCCAUUCUUCUGCAAAGAUAAACCUGAUUGUAAAUCUGAUAACAUUGAAGUCCAAUGUGGCGAAAAAACAGCUGCGCAGAGAAGGCGGAGACGAAACUCGGAAAAGGUGGUAACUGUCAAAUAUGUAUACGUAAAAAAAGAUACUGGACUUACACCAGGAACCAAUGACCAAAGUGGUCAGGACAAAUUCAAUUUACAGAAAGAAGAGGUGGAGAAAGAAAGAACUCAAGUUGUGGACGGCCUCAAACAAGUCAAUUGGGUCGAAUAUAAGACAAACAGUGGUUUAGAAUUGAUUGACUAUAAUGUCGAUAACUUUAAUCUCGGACAUGCAGAAGCUUUUUGUUCAGACAAUGGUGCUGUGGUAAAGAAGUGCACUACAGCCGAUUAUAACUGUUUCCAACCACCUUGUAAAUGUGUCGGAGACACAGGAGAUGUCACCAAGUGCAGGUCAAGAACAAGAUGAAUUGGGGGGUGGCUUCAAUACCGAAGAAAACUUUAUCGGCGAUGUUAGUCAGUUGCACAUCUUUGACAGCGUCCUAUCCGCUACAGACAUUUAUAAUCUUGUAUACAGCUGUGAUUAUGUCAAAGGAAACGUUGCAUCUUGGGGAGACUUCAGAGAAAACCUAGACGGAGAAUAUCAUAUAACCGACAAGUCAUACGCUUGUGACUUCAACGCCGCUCAGAGAAAAUUCUCUCUGACUUACAACUCAUAUAUAUCUGGGAGCGACGAUAAAACGGUGGAGAACACCUCCCCGGAAGCCUGCGCUUCGUCAUGUUUGUCAGAAGCUUCGUUCAUCUGCAGAUCCUUUGAGUUUGACAACUCAACCAACAGAUGUGCCAUGAGUAGCAAGUCAUCUCAUAACAAUGGACUUGCAAGUGCAUCGAAUUAUCGAUUCUUUGAGUUGAACUGCCUUAACAGUGUUGGUGUAGGAGCUGACAGUCGCAUCCCCGACUCUGAUAUGUCGGCAUCAUCGGAGUAUGCUGCCACCCACGCCGCCAAAUUCGGUCGUCUAGAUGCGCAAACUCAGCAAAAUGCAGCAGGACAGAUCGAGGAGAACGGCGGUUGGGCUGCCAAAGACAACAAUGGUAACCAGUACCUCCAAAUCAAAUUUAGCGAGGUCUUGCAGAUAUCAGGGGUGAUAACCCAGGGAGCAAGCGAUGCUGACCAGUGGGUGACGAAGUACAAACUUGAAUACAGCAGCGAUGGAUCAACUUGGACUUACUAUCCUGAUACCCUUAAUGGCAACAGCGACCGCAAUUCUGAGGUCCGCAAUGAGGUCAAAUUGUUCCAAGCCAUGUAUCUUCGAUUCAGACCACAGGAAUGGCAUGGCCAUAUAACGAUGAGAGUAGACGUAAAUGGUUGUCCAUUGCCGACAAACUGUAGACCAAUCGGUGCACCACUUUACGGCUCAAAGUCUGGUUCCAAUUACAACGCUGGAAGUACAAUCUCGUUUAGUUGUGACCCAGGAUAUUCUAUGCGGGGAUCAUCGUCCAGAACAUGCCAGGAAGGCGGAUGGACUGGCUCCAACCCAAGAUGUUCAGAUACGGAUGAGUGUACCAAUAGUCCAUGUAACCAGUUUUGCACAAACACUCACGGUGGAUACGUUUGCCAUUGCCAUAAAGGAUAUGAGCUUUCAGGAAAUACCAACUGUGUUGAUAUCAACGAAUGCUCCACUGAUAACGGAGGCUGUUCCCACUCUUGUCACAACUCUGCUGGUUCAUUCUCAUGUUCUUGUCCAAGCGGGCUCGCACUGGAUUCUGGCAAAAGGAGCUGUCAGGAUGUCGACGAGUGUGCUACUAACAAUGGUGGUUGUGAACAUUCUUGCGUCAACACAUUCCAGUCCUUCACCUGUGUAUGCAGACAGGGAUACACUUUGGCUGGGGAUAAAAAGAACUGCCAAGCAAUUUCAUGUCCAAAUUUAAGUAACCCUAGCAAUGGAAACGUGGCAUCUGNUAAAACCCCUACCUGCUCACGUGUCUUUUGUGCGGAGAUCGGAGAGGUAGAAAACGCCAAUCCAGUUACUUUAACUGGGAAAGAUGCUGGAAAGAAUGUUCUUAAUACCAAAGCAACUUUCUCCUGUAAAGCAAACUACGCUAUGGUGGGUGACGCAGUCAGGACGUGUCAGCAAGAUGGAACAUGGAGUGGGACCCAACCCAGAUGUAUUGCUUCCUUCUGUAGUCCAGUACCAGUCCCUGCUAAUGGCGCGGUUCAAGGCUAUCGGUAUGAGCUGGGUGCUACUCUUCGCAUCACUUGCAACGAGGGCUACAAUAUGGUACCAGCAAGUUCUGCAUUUAGGACUUGCAUUUCAGAUGGCAAAGGAGGAGGACAAUGGUCAGAAACAGAUCCUGUCUGCGAAUUGGUAGAUUGUGGUGACCCAGGCAACCCUUACGGCGGAUACCGUCACCUGGCCUCUAACUCUAACACUAAGUACCAGGCUACGGUAACCUACACAUGCAAGGCAGACCAUCAUUUGGAGGGAGAGGAAAGCCAAACUUGUCUGGCUAACGGAAUAUGGAGUGGAUCAAAACCUGUUUGCUUAGAGCGAUCCUGCGGUAACCCUGGUACUCCUGCUAAUGGUAAGAAGGACUCGACCAACUACAAGUAUGGAUCUGUCAUUAGUUUUAGCUGUGAUGUUGGUUACACUAUGGUGGGAUCCCAAACCCGGACGUGUCAGACAAAUGCCAAAUGGACUGGAACACAGCCUACGUGCCCAAUCGUUAGCUGCGGUGAUCCUGGUGCGCCGGAUAAUGGCGUCAGAUACGGAACGACAUUUACCUAUCAGAGCGUUGUAAUUCUCGAAUGUGAUCCCCAGUACAAACUUGUUGGAGACCUCACUAGAACCUGCCAAGCAAAUGGACAGUGGUCUGGAUCCCAACCCACAUGCCAAUUAACGAACUGCGGCACAUUUUUAACCGGACCAAGCGGCACUGUCACUUCAAAGAACUAUCCUGGAAAUUACAACGACAACGAAUACUGCACAUGGCAGAUUCAAGUUCCAGUGAACAAGAAAAUCAGACUCGACUUCACUGAAUUUAAGACGGAGACUGGUAAAGAUUUCUUGCUGAUCUACGAUACAAGUCGCUAUGACAGGCCGAUUAUCACAUUUGACGGAACUACCUACAAACCACCGCCGUUUACCUCAUCUGGAAAUGUCGUACGAAUUCGAUUCAUUAGUGAUGGAGCUACCAAUAGGAAAGGAUUUAGUUUCAACUACAAGCAAGUCGACAUAGAUUGCGGAGGCGUAUACGAAGAAGGAAGUGGCACCAUCAACUCCCCUGGUUACCCCAACGGUUACGCCAUUAAUCUUGAUUGUAUGUGGCUACUUUAUCGCGCCGUGGAAUUUCCUGAUUUUAUCUUCACUGAAUUCCGAACAGAAAGUAACUACGAUCUCGUGACAAUAUCCAGCGGAAGAUUUGCCGAAAAUGUGCUGACGAAUGGUUGGGGAGGGCAUGCCAUUCCAGCGGGUUCCUUCUAUGACGACUCCUCGCACUACCUGUGGAUACGAUUUACCACCAACGGCGGAAAUGGGGACGGACGAUUCCACCCUGGGUGGACUGGGAAGUACCAGAAAUACUAUCCUUAUGUUAACAAGAAGAAGAGAAGAAAGUAAAGCGGCAAACAGAAAUGGGGCGUCUCCCCAUUACAAUUAAGGUGCAAAUGAAAAGAAAAUGAUAUGUAAUACAUAGAGGUAAUAAAGGUUCAACCAAAACAUA